This is a messenger RNA of Letharia columbiana, 5493 nucleotides long. RefSeq lists its product as uncharacterized. The record is from RefSeq and is a predicted model, not a curated record. The coding region runs from base 1 to 5493 and encodes 1830 amino acids. Gene Ontology annotation, cellular component: cytoskeleton. The transcript has 4 exons. Lineage: Eukaryota; Fungi; Ascomycota; Lecanoromycetes; Lecanorales; Parmeliaceae.
AUGAAUUCACUAGGUCCUCUGGAUACCAUGGAUCCCAACAUCCCCUCACGACAACCUAUUGGGAAAUUACAACCUGCUCAACAGCCUACAUCUCGGGCACCGCCUCCCUGUGAUCGCAAAGGAUCCGAGGCCCCCGUUUCAGGUAUGGCAACGAACGCAGCAGAAGGCCAGUCGCAUGUCACAAGGCCUUCUCUGGCUAGUGUGCCUUCAUGCCAGCGGCCUCGGAAGCGUGUGAUUUGGCGGAACAAGGCAUGCUUCAUUGCGCUGCCUCUUGAAGAUGAAUUUGGCAGAAAGACUAGUAGAGAAAGCUACCUCAGCCCAACCGAUUUCGAAAGGCGUCUCGAAGACUGGAAAAACCAUGGAUUCGAUACCAACGGUUUUACGCUUGUCCCACAAACCUCCAGUUCACACUCUCCACGUUUGGAAGGACAGAGCCGAGCUGUGCAUCCCGACCCAGAAGAUGAGAAGCGUGAACGAGCUGAUGGUACAUAUCAUGUCAAUAUUCCGGACCGGCGACAUUGGGAGACCUAUGUUAAUCACCUGAAAGAGGAAAAGCUGCGAGCGUUGGGCGUUGACGAGCAAACUCCAAGGAACUCGCCAGCGCUAUCGAUGAUGAGCCGGCAAGGGUCCUCACAAAGCUCCCGUGUGCUGUCAUCCCCUGCAUUGGCUUCACCAACGCACGUGGGUCCAUUUCCUGCUUCAUUCUAUGGUGCUGCAAACCCUACCUCCUACAUGGGCAAGCCCGGGGUCUCUCAUUUCCCAAGAUACUCCAUAGCUCAUCCGACUAAUGAAUCGUCUCUCAUGUCAUCGAACCAAUUUCCGCAGCCUUCCGAGCCUCACAUACCUGCAACGUCGUCACCUUGGACGUACUUCACGUCGCAACAGGGGUCGCGGGUCGCUUCUCCCGGCGUCAACGGAUACGUGCAGACAUUUGGGCACGCAGCGCCAUCAGCAUCACCUGUAGGGAUCGGCAACGUCGGCCAGGUCUCGAACCAAGCCUCAGCUGAUUUGCUAGCUAGAAUGCGGGAGCAGCAAGCCCUGCUUCAGAUACAGCAAUUGCAGCAGCAGCAGCAGCAGCAGCAUUAUCAACAGCAGCUGUUGCAGCAACGCUCAUUACCUUCUUUGGGCACAUGUCAAAAUGGGGAGCGGGUCUUGCAGCCAGUGGCUCAUUACGAUCAAGCUGAUAUCGCAACUCCGAUCCCACGUGGUCAUCGCCAGAACCCAAGUGAGAAUCUGCAGAAAGGAGUCGACGAAGCUGAUGCUCAUGUGUCGUACUCCAAGGAUGAGAAUGAAGGGCAAGUGGGUUCCAAGGCUGCCCAGAUUGAUGAAGGGUACAAUGAAUACCAGGCUAAAGAUAUCCCAAACAACGCUGGGAGAGCGGCUAGGCAUAAUGCGAGAGCAAACGGGUCUGUCUUGGAUGCAAGUCUGAGUGUUAGAGGGAUUCCAGACCAUGAGACCAAUGACCCUGGACAGUCUCAAAGCAGAUAUCCAUCUAAAGUUUCUCAAUUCAACGUCAAUGCGCCCAAGUUUGAACCCGGAGUUUCGAAAAGUUCUGGAACUCUCUCAUAUUUGGGUGAUAAGCAAGCUCGCGCGUUAAUCGAGACCCAAUCUCUGAGCUUUCCUAGCUCUGACGGGGCAAUGCAAGCUCCCAGUGGAGCCUCCCUCCCUAGCAAAUGGAAUGUCGCAGCGCCUACGUUCAUGCCAAACUCUUCAGUAAUGGCAACCCUUCCUUCCAGAGAGUUCAGCUUUUCGGCUUCGCGCCCUUCAUUCAGGCCUGACGCUCCGGCUUUUUCACCCAGUGAUGGCGGAAGUACAUUUGGUCCUAAACCGGCCAGCGGACAGAAUGCCGUCCAGCCCGUGAAGAAAAUUUUUGGCGACAUCAACUUUUCUGAGGUCAUCAGACCCCCAAAGUCGAAGGCUAUACCAAUCACUAAACCUAACAAAGAUUCAGAGAGGCAGAAGAAAUAUGAUGGAGAUAUGGAUGGUCAAGAAGACGAAUCGGGCCGUAUAACUCAAGCUGAUGGUCGACAGAAGAGAAUGAGGCGUGAGCGUGACGACGGUGAUCAAGUAACUCUUUUUGCAUUGUCAGAAGGAAAAAACCAUUGGAUGGAUCGGGGCAGUGAGGAUCGAGCCGCCUGUUUUAGUAGGACGCCGUCACCAGAAAGCAAAGCAGUAGAUGCCACUACCCUGGAUGCAGCUACAGAUUUACUCGAAGGACUCAUCGACGAAUUAUCCGCGACCGAGGCUUCAGAUCUAAUGCGAGAAGAAUCUGUCGAUGAGGAUGGGGAAAGGAGAGAAGAUUAUAUUUUCAAUGACCUUGGGGAAGCAGCGAGCUUCAACGCGGCACGUCCACCGGAUCCUCACGAGGUCGCUAGAGCAACGCGGGAUUUCCUUGGUGAAUCUGCACAAUUCGGGACUGAAUUCAAUCGGGUUUUAGGACAUCGUACCUCUAGCUCAAGAUCUUCUUCCUGUUCCUCAACCAAAGAUGGAGGGAAAAGAUAUGAGCGUAAGCCUCAGGGGGGAGCUGAAGACUCAGUUGAUCGUAUAGACCAUGCUGGCCGAGGCACGCAUGCAAUUAUCAUGAACGGCGUGAGAUAUGUCGAGCCGUCAUAUAAUGAGCUUGAUGCCGUUAUGAAGCACCUCAAUAGAGAGGAUUCGGACCUGGGCGUUGAGCGACAGCCUAGUCCAUUGAGAGGUCGAAGUCCAAGCGCAAGCCCGAUACGAUACACUGGCCCGAAGCUCCAUGACUCGUUAACACCGCAUCAGCUGCUACCUCCCGCCAACAUUAGAAGUGAUGCUCCUUCGCCGAGUCCAAACAGGUUGCAAGGAAAUUAUCAAUACCUACCGCCAACGGAUUCAGAAAGUGCUAAUCCUUCUCUUGUUGAAAUGGUAGCUCGCUCUGCUCGAUACAGCCCUUCUUACAGACCAUCAAAGACUUCGCCUCCAAUACAUCCAUUGCACAGCCCUGGUAGUACGCCUCCUAGUGAUUUGGACGAUGCGAUAUCCUCUCUGAAUGAGGACAACUUCCCCUCAAAGACUACCAUGAAUAAUUCUGUCACCGAGGUAAUGGAAACCAUUGUCCAGAGGGAACUGAAACCUUUAGAGCAGGCAUUGUCCGGCAUCCAACAGUCAUUGGCCCAACUGUCUGGUAGGUCAGCGAGUAGGAGACCACGCAGCUCAGGCGGUCUCGAGAUUGAGCAUAGUGACGCGGAUGAUGAAGAUGAUGUUGGUGAAGUGUCACAGUCAAGGCUCAAGUCACCUCUAAGAGAUCGAAAGUUCGAGCAGCUCAAGGCUUCCCUUACCGAGAUCACAGCUGCUCAGCAGAGCCUGGCACCAGCCAGUCAGCUGGCAGAAAUGAUGGCCGCUGUCAAUGGUUUGAAAGCGUCCAUACAUGAGGACAUAUCUCCUCCACCGUUAUCGGGCGAAAUCAAGAACAUUGUGGAGGAAGCUGUCGGUAGACAGAUGCGCGGCAGAUCAGCACCAGUCACGUCCAGCUCACAAGCGGCGGCAGCUGAAAAAAGCCAACUUCAGAUAGCAGGCCUCGAGAGCAUGCUCAAAAUAGCGGACACUCGUGCGAAUGACGAAAUGCAAGCUCGCAGAUCUGUUGAGGACGAGCUAGCUGACAAGGCAAGACUCCUCCGGAUAGCACUUCAAGAAGCUUCCGAACAACGUGAAUCAGCAGAAGCAACGGAGCGAAGCCUUCGAGAUUUUCAUGCGAAUCGGCAACAGACUCUCCAGCGUACCGCCAUGCUGGAGGGUUCACAGGAAAGUCUGCAGAAGACCGCUUCGGAUCUGUCCGAAAAGAAUUUAGUCCUGGAGGAGACAUUGUCUGAAUACCGCUUGUCGAGCGACCAGUGGAGGUCGGAAAUUAGCGAUGCGAAGCAUGAGAAUAAAGACCUCAGGAGAACCAUCAGUUCUUUGAAUGCUGAGAUCGAAGAAAAUGGGCAAGGUCGCCGGGCACUACGGGCCAAAGUUGAUCACUUGCAAGGAGAAAUUGCCACAAAUUCUCGCAACGUUGCGUCGGAUCAUUUGAGGUGGCGUAGCAAGGAGGAAGAGCACCAGGCUAGGCUGGAGAUAUUGCAUGCAAGGCUUGAAACUGAAGCUCGAACAAGGGAAAGGCUUGAACUUGAUAUUGAGAGAAUCGAGGCGCAAGAGUCAGAGGUUAUCAAGACCCGAUCCAUGGUUGAGCAAACGCAAAAGGCCAAUGCCCAUCUGCAAAGCCUGUUGGCCGAGCUUAGGUCCGAAUGCCACCAUUAUCAGAGUGUUAUCACCAGACUCCGUCCACAGAUUGACCUCGUCACAACGGAUGCAGAUAGGUCCAGAUCCCGUUACGAGCAGAUGCUCAAGGAAGCAACUGACUCACGGAGCAAGGCUCUUGGAGAAGCUGCCCACUUUUAUGAAAGAAGCGUCAAAGAAAUGAAAGCGCAGCAUGAGCGUAUACUGAACAACGCCCUCGAAGACAAACAACGAUCAGAGACUUAUUUCGGAAAUCAACUGAGUUUAGCAGACGCAAAAGUGGUCCACUACCAGGACAGAGUCAGUCAUCUCGAAGAGAAGCUGCAAAUUGCCAAGUCUGCUGCCCAUGCAGCAGUGCAAGCCGCUCAAUCGAAGAAAGCAGUUUUAGGUCCGUCCUCAUCUCGCACGUCUCUACCCAUUGCCAAGGCCUCCGAGCGGGAGCCCCUACCCGAGAAAACCUCGCCUCAGGCUCUACGCGAAUCCAUCCUUGUCCUACAAGAACAGCUACAAGAACGCGAAAACCGGAUCGAGCAGCUCGAAUAUCAGUUGUCCUCCGUUGAUAGUAAUGCCCCAGAGAAAUUAAGAGAUGCCCAAAUCGAGAUCACUUGGUUGCGUGAACUUCUUGGGAUUCGUAUCGAAGAUCUCGAUGAUCUGAUCGCUACCGUCUCCCAACCAUCCUACAAUCCUGAAUCUGUCAAAGACGCGGCUACUCGCCUAAAAGCGAACUUACAGAUGGAACAACAGGAGAAGGAGCGCGCACUGGCCUCCUUCCCAUCCCUUGCCCGCAUCUCCACCAUUGCAGCAUCACCCAAAGCACUCCCGCUAGCUGCUGCGGCCGCCUGGGGAAAUUGGCGCAAGGGGCGGGAUUCGGCCUUCAGUACUCUUCCCGCAAGUCAGACUCUGUCAAAAUCUUCUCCUCAGAGCUUUUUUGCUGGCCUGAUGACGUCGCCGAGCACGGAGAUGCGGACAACUCCUUCAUUCGGUGACUCGAGAGUAUAUCCCUCCCCGUCGAAACGGUCAGUCAGAGCACCUACGACACCGAAGCAGAGCUUGCCACGUCAAGAAGAGCCAGACAGACCACUAAGGCGUCAGUCGCAGCAGAAUCCUAUGACGCCGCCGCUGAUGCGCAAGGGCAGCUACGAUUUGGACGCGAGUGAAGGCAAUCCGUUUGGCGACGUAGCAGUUGAGAACAAGAUGGUCGCUGGGGAUGAAGAGCCAUUUGGUCCAAAUCUAGGAGGCACUGUUGGAGGGAUGUGA